Bipolaris zeicola 26-R-13 is the source of this 1524-nucleotide messenger RNA. RefSeq lists its product as uncharacterized. The coding region runs from base 1 to 1524 and encodes 507 amino acids. The record is from RefSeq and is a predicted model, not a curated record. Gene Ontology annotation, molecular function: oxidoreductase activity, acting on paired donors, with incorporation or reduction of molecular oxygen; monooxygenase activity; heme binding. The transcript is spliced from 6 exons. NCBI's taxonomy places the organism in Eukaryota, Fungi, Ascomycota, Dothideomycetes, Pleosporales, Pleosporaceae.
AUGCACAUCAUCUCUGAAUAUCGAGAGCUCCUCUCAAUUUCUGUGGUGAUAGAGAUAGCCCUAUGCGCGACUUUGGGACAUAAUUUGUGGUCUGUUAUAUAUAACGUCUACUUCAAUCCACUGAGGAAGGUACCUGGACCUUUCUUGUGGUCAAUAUCGCCCAUCCCACUCCUCUUGAUGUCAUGGUCUAGCACACCACAUAAACGAAUACUCGAACUGCAUCAAAAAUACGGAGACGUCGUCCGCACAAGCCCAAACUCAGUUUCAUGUCUACAUGCAACAGCAUGGAAAGAAGUCUACGGGCAUCGCAAGCCCGGUCAGUUGGAGAACCUCAAACACCCAGGUUUCGUAGCCGAAGUAGCCUCAGGCAUCAUCGCCGCUGACACAGAGUCUCAUACGUACCAGCGCCAUCUGCUAGCUCCAGCGUUUUCUGUACAGGGCAUGCAGCGCCAGGAGCCUCUUAUUCGCCGUCACGUCGACCGCCUCUUCAGCUGCCUUGAAGAGCAUUGCUCCGAAGGGCGAUCUCUUGAUCUGGCCAAGUGGUUCAACUUCUUCUCUUUUGAUGUGAUUGGUGAUCUCAGCUUCGGUGAAUCUUUUGGGAAUAUGGAACGCAAAGAAUUCCAUCCGUGGAUCGCGACGAUCAUGGAGUUUUUUGUUGCGCAGCACGACAUGGCGCAUUUUCGGCGGGCAUACCCAUUGCUAGAGGCGAUGUUGGACCCGGUUGUCAAGGCUUUUGCUGCAAAUAUUAUUGUGAAACAUGAUGUGUUUAUGAGGACUCAGAUCGAGAAGCGCUUGGCGCUUGAGCCCAGUCGAGAGGACUUCAUUGAUGUUAUCAAACCCGACCAUGCUCGAGGAAAACAAGGCCUUUCCCUUGAAGCAAUAUGCCAUAAUGCGAGCAUCUUCGUCGUAGCCGGAUCUGAAACGACUGCAAUCGCACUCGCAGGGGCCACUUACCUACUCUGCAGCCACCCUAGGAUACUCGCGAAGCUCAAAGAAGAGAUUGACUCAUCUUUCGAUAGCGAAGAGAAGAUCACACUCAUGAGCGUGAAGCGACUCAAAUAUCUUGCAGCUGUCCUAGAAGAGACACUGCGUAUCUACCCGGCUGCUGUAGGCUCUGUUCCACGACUAAUUCAGCGGCAUGGUGAGGUCGUCGGCGGGUAUUUUCUGCCUGGUGGGACAAACGUGGAUAUUUGGCAUUGGGCAAUGUAUCAUAACCCAGCCAACUUCACGGAGCCGGAGGUCUUCGCUCCUGAGCGUUGGCUUGGAGAUCCUCGCUUCAAAGGUGAUAAAAAAGCAGCAUUCCAGCCCUUCUCAACAGGGAAACGUAACUGUAUCGGCCAGAAUUUGGCAUAUUCGGAGAUAAAGCAAAUAAUGACUCGACUACUGUGGAAGUACAAUGUCGAGCUUGUAGACCGCGAGUGGCUGGAGAGACCAUGGCAUGAUCAGCGUGUGCGCGCUUCUUACGUGCAUCCUCCGUUGAAUGUUCGACUUACUCUCAGAUCAGAGAAGUUGAAGUCGGGCUAG